AUGACAUCUCUCCAUCUCUUCCUCCUCCUCAGGUUCUUUCGUGGCGAGUACACAGUGGAGGUUGCGAUCAACGACUACCUGGACAUCUACUGCCCGCACUACGAGGUGCCGGAGUCGUCGGAGCGCAUGGAGCACUACAUCCUGUACAUGGUGAACUACGACGGGUACACCACCUGCGACCACCACAGGAAGGGCUUCAAACGCUGGGAGUGUAACCGCCCACUCAGCCCCAACGGACCGCUCAAGUUCUCCGAGAAGUUCCAGCUGUUCACGCCGUUCAGCCUGGGCUUCGAGUUCAGGCCGGGACACGAGUACUACUACAUCUGUGAGUACUUUCAGAGAGUAAUACUACAUCUGUGAGUACUUUUAGAGAGUACUACUACACCUGAGAGUACUUUUAGAGAGUACUACUACAUCUGUGAGUACUUUCAGAGAGUACUACUACAUCUGAGAGUACUAAUACAGAGUACUACUACAUCUGUGAGUACUUUUAAAGAGUACUACUACAUCUGUGAGUACUAUUAGAGAGUACUACUACAUCUGUGAGUACUAAUACAGAGUACUACUACAUCUGUGAGUACUUUUAGAGAGUACUACUACAUCUGUGAGUACUACAUUAGAGUACUACUACAUCUGUGAGUACUUUUAGAGAGUACUACUACAUCUGUGAGUACUUUUAGAGAGUACCACUACGUCUGUGAGUACUACUAUAGAGUACUACUACAUCUGUGAGUACUUUUAGAGAGUACAAAUACAUCUGUGAGUACUACUACAGAGUACUACUACAUCUGUGAGUACUUUCAGAGAGUACUACUACAUCUGUGAGUACUUUUAGAGAGUACUACUACAUCUGUGAGUACGACUGCAGAGUACUACUACAUCUGUGAGUACUUUUAGAGAGUACUACUACAUCUGUGAGUACUACUACAGAGUACUACUACAUCUGUGAGUACUUUUAGAGAGUACUACUACGUCUGUGAGUACUACUAUAGAGUACUACUACAUCUGUGAGUACUUUCAGAGAGUACUAUUACAUCUGUGAGUACUUUUAGAGAGUACUACUACAUCUGUGAGUACGACUGCAGAGUACUACUACAUCUGUGAGUACUUUUAGAGAGUACUACUACACCUGUGAGUACUUUCAGAGAGUACUACUACAUCUGUGAGUACUUUUAGAGAGUACUACUACAUCUGAGAGUACUAAUACAGAGUACUACUACAUCUGUGAGUACUACUACAGAGUACUAUUACAUCUGUGAGUACUUUAAGAGAGUACUACUACAUCUGUGAGUACUUUUAGAGAGUACUACUACACCUGUGAGUACUUUUAGAGAGUACUACUACAUCUGAGAGUACUACUACAGAGUACUACUACAUCUGUGAGUACUUUCAGAGAGUACUACUACAUCUGUGAGUACUUUUAGAGAGCACUACUACAUCUGAGAGUACUAAUACAGAGUACUACUACAUCUGUGAGUACUACUACAGAGUACUAUUACAUCUGUGAGUACUUUAAGAGAGUACUACUACAUCUGUGAGUACUGUUAGAGAGUACUACUACAUCUGUGAGUACUUUUAGAGAGUACUACUACAUCUGAGAGUACUUUUAGAGAGUACCACUACAUCUGUGAGUACUACUAUAAAGUACUACUACAUCUGAGAGUACUUUAAGAGAGUACUACUACAUCUGUGAGUACUACUAUAAAGUACUACUACAUCUGAGAGUACUUUUAGAGAGUACUACUACAUCUGUGAGUACUUUUAGCGAGUACUACUACAUCUAUGAGUACUACUAUAGAGUACUACUACAUCUGAGAGUACUUUUAGAGAGUACCACUACAUCUGUGAGUACUACUAUAAAGUACUACUACAUCUGAGAGUACUUUAAGAGAGUACUACUACAUCUAUGAGUACUACUAUAAAGUACUACUACAUCUGAGAGUACUUUUAGAGAGUACUACUACAUCUGUGAGUACUUUAAGAGAGUACUACUACAUCUGUGAGUACAACUGCAGAGUACUACUACAUCUGUGAGUACUUUUAGAGAGUACUACUACAUAUGUGAGUACAACUGCAGAGUUUUAUUACAUCUGUGAGUACUUUUAGAGAGUACUACUACAUCUGAGAGUACUAUUAGAGAGUACUACUACAUCUGAGAGUACUAUUAGAGAGUACUACUACAUCUGUGAGUACUAUCAGAGAGUACUACUACAUCUUUGAGUACUUUUAGAAAGUACUAAUACAUCUGAAUGUACCUUUUGAGAGUACUACUACAUCUGUGAGUACUGUUAGAGAGUACUACUACAUCUGUGAGUACUUUUAGAGAGUACUACUACAUCUGUGAGUACUACUACAGAGUACUACUACAUCUGUGAGUACUGUUAGAGAGUACAAAUACAUCUGUACAUCUGUAAUACAUCUACAUUUUUAUAGGUAUAGAUGCAGAUUACAUAGAUAGAUAGAUAGAUAGAUAGAUAGAUAGAUGUGUAACCGUGUCCUCAGGUGUCCUCAGGUGUGCUCAGGUGUGGUCGGUUGUACCUGCCGUUGUUCAGGUGUUUUAUUCACAGAUUCGUUCAUAUUUGAUCUCAGGUGGUUUUGAUUCUCAGGUGUUCAUUCUCACCUGUAUUACCUGUUUUUGAGCUAACUCCAUAUGACCCCACAGGGCCACCGUACAACCGAAACACUCAGUCUGCUGCCAACACACAAAAGAGCUGGAGAGGACGGGUGUGUUAGAGACUGUGUGUGUGUGUGUGUGUGUGUGUGUGUGUGUGUGUGUGUGUUUGUGUGUGUGUGUGUGUGUUUGUGUCAUUUACACAUGAGGUGCUAACAGCUAUCAUUAGCAGCUUUGUGUUGGUCUCCUCCUCACUGGGCAGGAAAAGAGGAACACACUCAGAGAGGCAAUUACACCUCCACCCCCAUCCUCCCCUCCCUCCACCUGUUCAAUCAGCGUCGACCACAUGAACACAUGAACACAUCAACACAUGAACACAUGAAUCAGACAGACUGACGGUCAGAGGACGGAGAUUUCUCUUGGUUUGAGAACAAAUCCUGGACUUGGUUUUCAGGAGCAGAGUCGGGAUCAGACUAACUCCUGCAGCAGGUCUUCAGGGUGUCCCUCUGCUCUGGUCUUUGUUGGGCUGAAGUUGGAAACUUUCUACGGGAAUUAGUGGGUAAAUCUGAAAAAACUGAAGGUUGGCCCUCAACAGGAACUUAAAUCGAGUUGGUGACAAUCGACUUUAUAGAGUCAAGGAAGUUUGGAUAAUAUUAUGGGGUAAAUAGAUCUGAUCUAUAAUAGUAUUAAUAUUUAAAUAAAAAUCUGUGCUACAUGUGAGUUAUUUUUCAUUUCACUGACCAUUUAAGGGUCUGGCUUCUUAUGGUGGGGGUGACGCUGUUUCUUCAGACUCCUGACAGACGGUUUUCUGUGACCAAACAAUCAUUUAUACAUCAAUUAUCAAACAUUUUAAAGAUCAUUCCAGCUGUUUAAAUGACUAUAUUUCUGUUCAAGAUCUUGUUUUAGUGUUUUUACAAGAUUUUAUUCUACAGAGAAACGUCACGUUCACCAUCUGAUGUGUGGAAGAAGUUCAGAGAAGCUCCUGCUGAAGGAGAAAUAUUUACAUUUAUGUUUGGAGAUGAUAGUUUGUUUAAAUGACCCCCAAGUUACAGUUCAGUAAAAGUUUCCAGUUUGGAGUAUUUCCAAAAUUUCCCAGCUUAACUUCCCAUAGAAAGUUUCUGGAAAUUUACCUGAAAUUUUCCUGAAAUUUUCCUGAAAUUUUCCGCCCUUUGCGACCCAAGAUGAAAUCAAUCCACACGGGCUGGUGCCUCAGACACGAAGACAGGGACCUCCAAAACAGAGCCGUACCACCAGGUCUGUCUCCUCUUUGAUGAAGUGGGUCAGACUGGAGUAUUUUAUAGAAAAUACUCGAGUGGUGGAUCAGAAACAUGUGGUCUCAGGUGGAGACCAGGUACCUGAACACUCAGGUGUUCGUUCAAUCAGACGGUGAGAUCAGAGCGGAGGACAGACGGAGGUUUAUCAGCAGAUCAGACGGAGGAGGUUCAGAGCACACACACACACACACACACACACACACACACACACACACAGGGGUGUGUGUGCUGUCAUUAGGUGUGUGUGUGUGUGUGUGUGUGUGUGUGUGUGUGUGUGUGUGUGUGUGUGUGUGUGUGUGUGUGUGUGUGUGUGUGUGUGUUUGUCUAGACAUAAUUUGUCCUCCAACCUGGAAAAAAUUUCCUAAAUUGUGGCUCAUUUGGAGUGAAAGGUUUCCAACAGAGACGCAGGCAGUUUGUUUUAAAUGACACAUAAUGACUGUGUGUGUGUGUGUGUGUGUGUGUGUGUGUGUGUGUGUGUGUGUGUGUGUGUGUGUGUGUGUGUGUGUGUGUGUGUGAUCUGCAGGUCAAACAGCUGCAGGAGGAAACAUCAGAGUUAAACUCGUGUUCACAGACUAAAUCAGGACAUUUAAGAUCUUGUAAAUCCAGUUUCAAGUUAAAAAAAAUAAUAAUAAAAGCGUAAAAAAACAAACCUGGGCGAUCUGUUCAGAGAAAAAUAAUAACAAUAUCAUCAAAUUCAAGAUGUGGUCACAGUGAAAAAAAAAGGAAAAACACUCGUGGAUCUAAAAAAAGUGAAGAAAAAAAAAUGAGAUCUGCAGAUGACAUCAAGAUUUUGAGUUUCUAUAUUUUGGGUUUUUAUUUUUUUCUUCAUUUCAUAUUUUAACUCUCUCUCUAUUUUUCUCAAAUUUUAACUCUGUCUGUUUUUUUUUCCUGCAGCGUCGCCUCAUCCGAACCUGGCCGGGAAACCGUGUCUGAAACUGAAAAUCUACGUCAAGCCAACCAGUGAGCUUCCUCCUCUUCCUCCUCUUCCUCCUCUUCCUCCUCUUCCUCCUUUCUUUCUUCUUCCUCUUUCCGUCCAUCGACUCAGAAACUGAAAUAAAAAAGUUCUUUAAUUUUUUAGAGUUUCUAGUUUAAAGUGUGACUGAAAAAGACGCGACAUUAACCCGAUUUUCCUCUUUUACUGAAGUCCAGAGAUCCUGACAGACACUGAACGUUUAUGUCCUUUCAGAAUAAAACCUGAGAUCAUAAUUAGAGUUAAUUAACUCCGAUUAUGAUCUUUGACAUUAUUCACAGUGGAGUUCAUAACUUUUUCUCUUUUUUCCUGGUGUAUGAUGUUUUAAAAAAAGGACAUUUGAGUGGUGGGAAAAAUCAAUGUAAAAUAGACCCAUAGUUUUGAUAAAGAAGUUAAAAGGUCAGGAAAAAAUUUUUAAAAUUUCUGAUCGUGUUUUCAAAUUUUUCUGUUGUUUUUGGGAGAAAAUUUUUAAUAAGGGGGAAAAAAAGGUACCAGAAGAGGAUGUUAAGAUGAGCUGUUUUAUUUAUAGUCCACCAGAAAAUUAGAAAAAAAGUCUGUUUGACACUUUAAAUUCCCACGUUCGUCUACGGUGGCCCUAAAGGUCAAAGGCAAAAGUGUUUCAGUAAGGUGACAAAGAAACACAAAAACAUAUAACAAAACAAAAAAACGUUUUAAAUGAACGCAAAAUUUAUUUCAGAAAACACAAAUAAAUUAUAAAAACAAAAAAAUGUUUUCCGGAAACAAAAAAAAAGUUACCGUCUGAAAUUUUUGUAUUGCUAAAAUAUUUUUUUUAUUUAAAUUUCCUGAAAUAUCUCACUUUUUUUUUGUUUUCCAUCAUAUUUUGUUUGUUUCGAGAAUUUAUUUUGUUUUCCUGUGAAACAAUUUAAGGUUUGUUAAAAAAAAAAGUAUUUAUGAUUUUUUUCUUUCACUAAAAUGUUUUUUGUUUUAUGAAUUAUACAUUUAUUGCCUCUCUAAAAUAGAAUAAUCAUGCCAUUGACCCUCAGGGCCACCGUAGUACAGCUUUUCUUGUCAGUGACAUAAAUACUUUAUCAGUCAGUUUAUUGAUUUUAAAUUAGUUUCAUCAUUUAUUUCACUUUAUGACAUAAUUGACUCUGAUUACACUAAAAACUUGAUUAUUUCAUUCAUUCAUAAUUUAUUUUGAAUUUUUUUUUUUUUAAAUACUCAUGAGGUCGUCGUGACGAUAAAACAUCAGACAGACCUGAUCUUUAGAUGAGCCUUAUUGUGACGGGACCUCUGCUUUUAUUUUGAAGGAUGAUGGACAUUCAGGUUAACUGCAGUUAUAAAAUGAACACUCAUGGUUAUGUUCAGAGAAGAAUGUGAUUGGUCUACAGAGCUGUCAAUCAGGGUGUUUUUUUAUACUACAUGUCAGAAACAUGUCUUAUCUGUUACUAUGGAGGGGGCGGGGCUUAUGAGCUCUCUCUCUCUCUCUCUCUCUCUCCCAGAUGACUCGGUGUACGAGUCCCCAGAACCCUUCCUGACAGACGACACCACCGGUGGCUGCACCCUCGCUCUGCCCCGCCUCCCCCUGCUGUCCGCCAUGAUGCUCGCCCUCCUCCUCAUCCUCCUCCUGGCUUCCUCAUAG
Xyrichtys novacula (pearly razorfish) is the source of this 6458-nucleotide messenger RNA. Lineage: Eukaryota; Metazoa; Chordata; Actinopteri; Labriformes; Labridae. The record is from the annotation of a GenBank genome assembly.